Messenger RNA from Microdochium trichocladiopsis, 1088 nucleotides. RefSeq lists its product as uncharacterized. The coding region runs from base 6 to 1088 and encodes 360 amino acids. The transcript is spliced from 4 exons. Lineage: Eukaryota; Fungi; Ascomycota; Sordariomycetes; Xylariales; Microdochiaceae. The record is from RefSeq and is a predicted model, not a curated record.
ACAAGAUGGAUUUCCUCCUCAGCAAAGAAGAUCACAUGGUGUUAAGAGGACUAGAGCUCCCGACUCCCACUCCAAUCCAGCACUCACAUCAAUCUGGUGUCGACUCGAGAAGCCCUCCCAACCACGGGACACCACGUGUUCCCUGCGCCGAGAUGAGCGUCUGGCCUCCAUCUAAGCAGGGAGCACGAGGGUUCCAAGAGCACGAGGGGGUCAAUCCCACCUUAUCAAAAACGCUGCCAGGCGCAGAACAGCGAUUGGCACUCGCCGAGAUUCGUAAGCGACAGGAAACAAAUUCCCGAGUGAAGCGCUCUACAACCUCUGCUGGGAAUGCCAAGAACAGAGUUCAGCAACGUAAUGCAGGCUUUCGUGAAACGCGAUCGAGUCUAACCAGUCGACUGUCUCCUCGAACGAUGGGGUCGGACACAUUCCUUAUACAGUGGUCACAGGACAACAAGACUACAUGGGAGCCGCGAAAGAAUAUUAGCGAGUUCCCUACUGACUGCUUUGGAAUGGACUUCAAGGGUUUUCGCUUUGGGAUUGAGAUGAUCCGCCAAUCAAAAGCCGGUCCUGAGAAGACAAGAAAGGGUAGCGUCAAAUCAGAACGAAGAUUCUCGGUACAUUGGAAGGGGCGCCCAAAGAGUGAGAAGUCCUUGGUCUACGAGAGCCAGAUUGACAAACGGCUCAUUGACAAGUAUGACAAGGGAGAGAUUGGUUUCGUGGACAGGACUCCCUGGAGCACUCAAUGGAUGCGGCUCGACUACUACGUCCCUGUCGACAACUGGACAUCCACUGGGACUGUAACCCACAAUACGCGCAAUGGGAACCGGGGCCUCGGGCACAACGGUGGCCGCGAGCUCGUCCUAUGGGCCGAAGCGAUCCGCCUUAUCUACACGAACGAGGCAAGCAUCCUUACGCGACGUGCUGGCCCCGUCCUCGACCUUACCUUCUCGAACUGCCCCUUCACCUUAGACAUUGUUGAUGGGGCGCGCAACCCCGGCACAGAUCGCAUAGCGCUGGAGAUCUCGUUCCCCAUCCCAGACUACGUUGCCUCGUCGGCAAGGGAAACACACCUUCUCGAGCCGCCUUAG